AUGGUUAAAAUCUUGCAUGUUUUCUGCCCUUUCAGCUCGACCCAAGCUGCGGCCACGAGUUUCUCUUGUCAGGGUUGGUGCGCUGCUCCCGAUAGCUGGGCCGUCGCUGUGAUUGGUGUCCUGGAGCGCUGA
Molecule: messenger RNA, 132 nt
Organism: Fusarium verticillioides 7600
Lineage: Eukaryota; Fungi; Ascomycota; Sordariomycetes; Hypocreales; Nectriaceae
Exons: 1
Coding region: 1-132 (43 amino acids)
Source: RefSeq, a predicted model, not a curated record